Messenger RNA from Trametes versicolor FP-101664 SS1, 702 nucleotides. RefSeq lists its product as uncharacterized. The record is from RefSeq and is a predicted model, not a curated record. Gene Ontology annotation, biological process: mycotoxin biosynthetic process. The coding region runs from base 1 to 702 and encodes 233 amino acids. The transcript has 2 exons. Lineage: Eukaryota; Fungi; Basidiomycota; Agaricomycetes; Polyporales; Polyporaceae.
AUGUCGUCUUUCACCUCUUUACUCCAGCUUUUAAGACGCUCCCGAUGCUACAAUUCGUGCUGGGAUUUAUCUCGGCUAAUUCAUACUUUCGGUGCCGUGGUCUUGGUUGUCGUGCUUGGCCUCGUCAACCUCGCCGCCGACCUUGCCUUCGUGAACCAAGCGAAGCACGUGGCGGCUAUACGCGACCCCCCUCUGUCGUCCUAUAGCGAUACAGGCUUCAUCGAAGACGACUACCCUCCGCGCCUACCCCUCCCGCUCGCACGGACCGCCGGCGUGCGCCUCACCCUCUCCGAGAGCGCGCGCUACGACCCCUCGCACUCCGAGUCGGUUCUCGAAUGGGCAUCCGCGAGCGCUGCGGGUGACACGAACAUUCGCCUCGGCCCCUCCCACCGCUUCUUUAACCCCGCGUUCUCAUACGAGCUCCACUGCCUGCGCGUCGUCGUCACCGCGCUGGGAGAAGACGGGCCCCUCGCGCCAGGUCGGCAGCGUGCGCAUGUCGAGCGUUGUUUGAACGUGUUGCGGCAGUUCGCGUUGUGCGACGCGGAUGCGACGGUCGAGCCUGUGGGGAGCUUGGAGGGCGAUUUGGUUGUGGGGCGCUUUGAGGGAGAGCGGGUGUGCAAAGACUGGCGGGCGCUGUACGGGGCGAUUGAGCAGAACUGGGAGGAGUGGAGACACUUUCGAGAGACGGCGGACGAUGCGUGA